This is a messenger RNA of Lytechinus variegatus (green sea urchin), 7535 nucleotides long. Its product is annotated as plastin-3-like. The coding region runs from base 232 to 2088 and encodes 618 amino acids. The transcript is spliced from 15 exons. Gene Ontology annotation, biological process: actin filament network formation; actin filament bundle assembly. The record is from RefSeq and is a predicted model, not a curated record. Lineage: Eukaryota; Metazoa; Echinodermata; Echinoidea; Temnopleuroida; Toxopneustidae. Gene Ontology annotation, molecular function: calcium ion binding; actin filament binding. Gene Ontology annotation, cellular component: actin filament bundle; actin filament; cytoplasm.
UUCUUGACGCAUACACAUAUUGAAUAGCCGAUGAGGAACAAGGAGCAAAUAAUGCGAGGAACAUUCUAAUAUAAUUCAGCAUAAUUGGAUAAAAAAAUAUUCGCUUCUGAGUGGCACAUGUACAUUUUCAUGCAGAGCUGGUCAGAUCUUUCACGUCAGGAAUUGACAGAAGUAAAGGGAUACAGUACGCCUCUUCAUAGCCACAGUAGAUAUAGGAAAUAAACCAACAGAAUGGAUGAUAUUGAGGAAAUCAGGGAGAUUUUUAAUCAGAUGGACUUGAACCGUGAUGGCUUUCUGACGGACAAAGAAAUUCAGGAGAUCCUCCAGGCCAAGGGCGAGAGCUUUCCUGCCUACAAAUGCAGGGACUUCAUCAGAGAGUACGAUACCGACAAAAACGGUUCCCUCACUUUUGAUGAGUUUAUGAAGCUGUAUGACGACAUCAAGAAGAAUAAGGUUUCAUCAGGGUUUCUCACUCAAGUAAAAGCCAGGGUAGGCAUCCAGGCAGAGAAAGGAACAUCAGAAGUAAGCGCUGCAGGAACAACUCAUUCCUUCUCAAAGGAGGAGACUGCAGCUUUCACAAGAUACAUCAAUGAUGGUCUGAACUUAACAAAUGAUCCCGCCCUUGCUUCCAAAUUGCCGAUAAGUGUGGAGAGCGGGCUCUUUGAAGCUGUGGUGGACGGCAUAUUGCUAUGCAAAAUGAUCAACAGUUCGGUUCCAAACACCAUCGACGAAAGGGUCAUCACCACGACCAAGCUGAACAAGUUCACCCAGCUUGAGAACCUGACCCUGGCUCUUAAUUCGGCCAAGGCCAUCGGCUGCAGCGUCAUCAACAUCGACCCCAUGGACAUACAGAACAAGACGAAGCAUCUGGUCCUGGGUCUCGUCUGGCAGAUCAUCCGGAUUGGACUGUUUGCGAAUAUUGAUCUGCAAUUCCGGCCUGAGCUGAUCCUUCUCCUGAACGAGGGUGAAACACUUGACGAUCUCAAGAAACUGUCCCCCGAGGAGCUCCUUAUCAGAUGGGUCAACUACCAUCUUGAGCAAGACGGAUCUACUCGCCGCAUCAAAAACUUUUCCGAGGACAUCAAGGAUUCGGAGGUGUAUUACUGCCUAAUGAGACAGAUAGCUCCCAAAGACAUUGAACUAAGCUACACUCAUAUGAACAGACCGAGUAUGGAUUCUCGUGCCGAAGAGGUCCUUAACAAUGCUGAACUUCUUGAUUGCAGAGCAUUUGUCACACCGAAGGAUAUUGUUUCUGGGAACUCCAAGCUGAAUAUGGCUUUCGUGGCUAACCUCUUCAACCACCACCACGGCCUGGUCCCCUCAGAGGAAAUGGAGUAUGAAAACGUUGAAGAAACGCGGGAGGAGAAAACAUACCGUAACUGGAUGAACAGUCUGAACGUGAAACCAUAUGUGAAUCACCUUUACAGCGAUCUGUCCAACGGUCUUGUCCUUUUAGAGCUGUUUGACAUUGUCAACCCUGGUAUCGUCAACUGGGAAAAGGUCAACAGACCUCCGUACAAGAUGGCCGCUAAGAUGAAGAAGAUCGAGAACUGUAACUACUGUGUCGAGCUUGGACGCAAAAUGAAUUUCUCUCUUGUUGGAAUCGGAGGGCAGGACAUCUGUGAUGGAACUGUCACCCUCACUCUCGCUGUUGUAUGGCAGCUGUUGAGAGCCUAUACACUGCGUAUGCUACAGGAGAUCAACCAGAGUGACAAGCCCCUUAGUGAUCAAGAGAUCGUCAGCUGGGCAAAUACAAAGCUCGAAGAAGCAGGGAAAUCCUCCAAGAUCAAUAGCUUCAAAGAUCCACGAAUCGCCGAUUCCCUGCCUAUACUGGACCUUGUAGAUGCCAUUAAGCCGAGCAGCGUCCGAUAUGAUCUCUACAUCGAUCCACGGACAGGAGAAAAUGGCGAGGAAAGGGAUAGCAUAAGAAUGAAGAAUGCACAGUACACCAUCAGCAUUGCUCGCAAACACGGCGCCAUGGUCUACGCGCUCCCAGACGACAUCGUCGAGGUCAACCCGAAGAUGGUCAUGACGAUCUUCGCUUGCUUGAUGGCGCUCGACCGAGCUAUAACCAACAGAUCUUCUUAAUCAUCAUCAAAGCAACAUAAUCAAUUUUCGUAUCAUCAAUCAUCAAGUCAAUAGUAUGAGACGUACAUACAGGCGUGUAGUGAAAAAAUCAAUUUGUAAACUUUUUAUUUGGCGCAGAUGAUCUGUUUUUAUUUUUGGAUGAAUAAAUGUGUUAUGUUUUGUCAUGAGAUGUAAAAUGGGGCUGUACUUAUUUUUUUUAUCAUUGUUUUUUUGUUGAUCAAUGCUUGCAUUCUUGAAUGUAAAAAUAUAUAAUUUUGUUAAAGAAAUCCCUGUGGGAUAUUUCUAGACAUUCUCUGAAUAAAUCUCUGUUUGUAUUGGUUUACAACAUAUGAAUGUAUUUUUUUUUAUAAAUAUCACUUUGUAUUUUUUUGUUCAGUACUGUUGUACACAAUUCUUAGUUGAUCUUUGCAAAAUUAAGGUUCCCGGGAUUUAUGUGUAAACUUGUUCCAGUAGGAACAUUUUUGUUGAAUGCUUUGAACGCCAGGGCUGUUAUUGUAAUUAUGGAAAGCCAGCAACGUCAACAUCUAAAAUACAUGUUAGUUCAAAAUAUUUUCUUUAUGGGUGAAUUUGCUUUUGUUGAAAAUAAUUCGAAUGUGAUUUUCUGUCACCAAAAUAUCAUAUUCCAUGAACUUAACCAAAUAAGUAUUUUAUAGAGCCAGCUAUGCCGGAUUCAUUACAUUUUGUAUAGUUGUAUUACAUCAUCAAAUCGUUGAUACCGGUAUUCUAUUUUUCGAAAUGAGCAAGGCAUUCCACUCCGAAUCUGCAACAGUAAUUCCGCGUUCUUCCAUGAAUAAGAAUUCCAGUUACAUUUCGAAAAUAUACUUAUGAAAUGGGUACAUAACACGAUCGACCCCCCCUCCCCCCCCCCCCCCCGCCUCAUUGCCUGAAUGAUGUAAAAAAAAAAAAAAGAAUAUGAAUAUAUAUACAUAUAUGCUUAUAAUGUACUAUUCUUUCCACUUCUUUCGUAUGUAAAUUGUAGGUUUUAAUUUUCUGAUGAUUUUGUUGGUACAUUUCUUUCUGUUUUCAUUCUUUCACGCAUGCAGGGUCACAUGUACAAUAAGAAUCUUUAAAAGUGUUCACAAAUGUAGUCACAGUUGAUAUAUAUAUGUAUGAAAGUAAUGUAUCUUUUGUAUCUCUGUUAGUUCUAGGUAUUAUAUUCAAAGCUUGAAACGAGAUGAUAUGAUAUAAUGCCCUUUUAUUCAACAUGGAAAUCGAUAAGGAAUAGUUUGGAUAGUUUUAUAUCAAAUUAUAAAUCAUCAAUGAACAUAAAUCUCCCGAGUAAAGCAUUCAUGUCAGAUAAUGUAACUGUAAGAGAUGAUAUAAUUGAUGAUGCCCUUUUGUACAAUGUGGAAAUUGAUAAUGACUAGUUUGUAUCAAAGAUUACAGACCAAUUAACUUUUAUUCCCCGAGGAAACGUUCAUGAGCGAUAAUGUUACCAAAACUUGAUCAUGGAAAGAUAUUAUUUUUAUCUCAUAUUAUACAUUUUGGUUCAAUAAUCAUUCCAUGUUGUGUUAGCACAAUUUCAUUUCCAGUGUAUGAUCAUGGCCAAAUGCGUGGAGACAGAAGGCUUAGAUGUUUUAACAAUAGUUACCAUUCUGCAUUGUGAUAUUUGUGGCCCCCCCCCCCCCCUCCCCCCACGUCAUAUUGUACACUUGAAAUAAAUGAUUAUUCCAUGUUAACAAGUUUAUUUUCAUAGUUAUAUUUGUGGCCAGACAUGCCCCCGAAACGAAAGCUGUUCAUUCUUAUUCGGUUUCCUAUGCCACAUUAUGUAAUUUGAUUCAUUGGUCAUUCCAAGUUCACAUAAUUAUUUUUUCUACCAGAGGUUGCGACCACUUUGAAGAGACGAUGCCUACUUGCCUUCUAUGGAAUACUCUGUUUUCAAAACCAUUCCAAAGAAAACCGUUCUUUCAUUAAUAGUGAAAUCCUGUAUGUUUAUCGGUUUGAUAAGGAGAAAUGUUUUUUUUUUUUCUCUCUCUUUAGCAUUGCAGAAAGGGUUUCUCUAAAUAUUUGCACAAUGAACACCAUAAGAGGCUUCAAUCAAUUUUAUUUUUUACGAAAAUUAGAGAAAAGUGGGAAAAUGUAUCUCUAUUUAAAAAAACAAGUCACAUAUGACUGAUAUGUACUGUUACAUUCAAUCACAAGCAUUCUAUAUUUUGAAGAAUCUCAUUUUUGUGUCAUUCCACGCUCAUUUUGAGAUGACUUUCUGAUUAUUCUCAUUUUUUGGAUGAUGUUAUUUAAUACUCACUCCUUCGGAAUAUAUCAUUUCUUUCCAGUGCGUGAAAAAAAUCAUUCCUAUAUGGUCAGGAAGGUUGUGAGGUCUUGAUGUAUUUUGUGCAACCUCACAUCUCAUUUUUGUGUCAUUCCACGCUCAUUUUGAGAUGACUUUCUAAUUAUUCUCAGUUUUUGGAUAAUGUUAUUACUCCUUCGGAAUAUAUCAUUUCUUUCCAGUUCGUGAACAAAUAAUUCCUAUACUGUCAGUUAGGAAAGUUGCGAGGUCUUGAUGUAUUUUGUGCAACCUCACCUCUACCUAUCAUAGUAUUGUGUAUACAUAUAACUAGUCUGUCUUGUACAUAAAUGGAGAUGAGACCAUAGUUUCUUCAAUUCAUUUUCUCAGUGAUAUGACUACACUGUCCGAUGGGAUGUGUCGUUUCUUUCCGAUUUGUGAAUAGAAUCAUUCCUAUGUUGCGAGGUCUUAGUGCAACCUUACCUUUGCCGUCAUAGUAUCAUUUGUACAUGUUAACCAGUCCAACUCGUAUGUAAACUGAGAUGAGUCACUAAUUGUUUUAUAUUACCCAGAUUUUGCGUCCAUUCAAUGCCUCUAUAAACCUGAUCUUUCACUCAAAAUACUGGUUAUUCUGUCUUUCGACCUUUUAUAUUGGUAUCUGUGUGUCUUGUUUCUGUUAUUAGAUAUUGUAAGGGAACUGCGAGCUGGGUGUGCAGAAUUAGGGAGAGCGCUUUCACAAAACUUUUCAAAUAGUUAUGCAUGGCUUCAAUUGACUGGACUAUGAUAUGCUACAUGCGGUUUUCAGUAUUUUCUGGAACUUUUAUUUGUUCUAGAUGAAAAAGCUGAUGCCAACUGAUCUGACUAACAUUGAUUUAUUUUCCACUCAGUGAUAAGAGGAAAAUAUAUAUCUUAUUCUAGAGUUGCAUUAAUAAUCACAAUAAAAAGCAGAUGUAAAGGAGCAAUUUAGAGCUUUGCUUUCAAAUUAGAGCGACUUUAAAAAUGAAGCACAGUGUAUGUUGAAUAUGCCCUUAAUUAAUCUUUUCCUGCAUAGUUUGAUUUGAAACUAUUCUAACGAGAAAAUGAUAAAAAAGAAAUUGGCUAACCGGAUGGCACUUCAUAUGCAGUUAUUCAUAAAGUCAUGUAUAACUUUGAAACUUCCAGUAUUUGCUAUGUGCAUUAUAAUGUUUAUCCUAAUGCGCUUUACAGUGGUUUGAUGCACAGCUGUUUUCAAAGAGACAAUCAUAAGUUACUCCAAAGUGCAUUUCCAAUGUUUUGCAGUUAUACACAGGUGAAAUUCUUUUAGGACAUGAAGUAGUGGUGUAUUUAAAAUCUCAAGAUUUUUCAAUCAGGUACUUGGAUAUAUGUGAUAGGCUCCAAGUCCUGUUGUUAUCAAUAUUAACUGUUUUUGUACAGUUAUAGGGGCCUGUAACAUAGAGCUUUAAUAGUAAUUGAUUAUAGGGCCGAUUUCCAUGAUUAAUUGCAUUGAUUAUUGUGUAUGAUCAGUCGCGGAAGUCAGCACCACGAUCGAUCGCUAGGACGUGUGUUACGUGGCCCGUAUUAGAAUCAUGUACCUACAAUUAUAAGGAGUGUAUUUAAGGUGUAUGGGUGUAGACACAUGCUAUAUUGAAUAAACUGUGUACUGAAGCAGUGGGUUAUAGGGUUUAAGUGGUAGAUGCAUUUUAUAUUUUUCCCCAGUUAUAGCUAGGUAAGUGUACACCAAUCAGCUUAUUGUGGAUGUCAAGGGGCUUUCACAAUCGCUCUUGCGAUCGUUUGCGAUCAUUUGGUCACAAUAUAUGUUGCACGCAAUCGCAACGGUUGUAAGCAGUCGCAACACCAAUUGUGAAAGGGGCUUAAGCAGUAGCAAUAUGCAUGGAAUUACAUAUCAAGUUUAUAGAGUCAUGGAAAUUGAUUUCUGUUUCAAUGUACAUGUUAAUCCUAACGCACAUAUUUUUAUCAUUUGACUAUUAGAGUUCAUCACAUGUUACCGGUGUAAUCACCGCAUUAAUAUGAAUUGAAUUUAAAUGAACGUAAAAUAUUAUAAUUAUACAAAUAGAUAUAAGUGACUUCAAAGAGGUUCUGUGAGCAAUAACCAUCAACCAAUAUAUUCAGUUUAGGGUGUUAUCCACAUAGUAGAAAUCAUUAGGUUAAUCAAUAAAUGCAUCUUAAAGCACUUAACCUACUCCAGUGUAAGAACUUAAACACUCAUAUUUUUGUGUUAGUUCUACUGCUGUCACCUCAAUGGUAUUCUAAGAAAAUGUCAUUUUAGUAAACACUUAACUUAGUUAAAACUUUACUCGGCAAACUCAUUACCUUGUUAACACUUAACUACCUUACACUUUAACUACCUAACACUUUAAAUAGUGAACACUUUACCUAGUUAACACUUUACCUACAUGUAGUUAGCAAUUUACUAAGUGAACUCUUUACCUAGUUAACACUUUACAUAGUUAGCACUUUACUAAGUAAACACUUUACCUAGUUAACACCAUUGUCAAGCAUGAAGCACUCACUUAGUGUAACUAUUGUACAGUUAUCUAGCAUGAUUGAGGCUAUAUGUUCCUUGAGUGUAUUAUACCAGUGUCAAUUCAUCAUUCUUUUGCCUUUAAUAUAUGUUGAAGAGUUCCGCACAUAGACUUCAACUGCUUUAUUAUUAUAAAUCAUUCAUUUUAGAAAUAUUGAUCGUGUUAGUUUCUUCAGUAAUACCGUAAUCAUCAUUUCCAAUGAUCAAAAGAAAUUGCAAAUGUAUAGGUUUAGUUACAAAAAGAGUGAUCAAAAUGUCAUGAAAUUACAAUGAUAAAAGCCUGAACAUCUCAUGAUACUAAAAAUAUUAAGAGGGAUAAGUUGAAAAUGAAUGAGCAUAAUAGAUGUAUGCGUGAUAUGUAUAUGGAAUGCCAAUUGUUGGUUUUGUAGUUUAUCCAAACAAAACACGCUUUUGACAUCAAAAUCAUGAAUAUCCUUAUGUAUGAUUAGCAUUGUUGCACACCAAAAGGUGAAAAUUGCACGAAAAAAAUCUUUAUGGUAAUUGUGAACUUGAUAGUAGAGUUUUAUGAUAACAGCUAAAAGUAUGUGUGUUUUGUAGUUGUAUUAAUCACAAAUAAUUUUGUUGGUUAGAGGCAUUCCAAAUGUGAAAAAUAUAUAUAUUUGAAAAGAUGGGCAAAAAUGCUUUAUACAGAUGUAAGGAAGUGGCUUAUUUUGGUAAAGUUAGUUUCACAAAUAAAUAUUG